UCUUCUGGCCACAGGGCUGCUGCGCAGGCAGUGACUGCCUGCUGGGCCUGGAGACUUGGCGGCUGCGGACUGCCCAGCUCAGAACAGCCCCUCUUUGACCUCACAUGGUGGAGAAGCAGCCCCAUGAAGGUGCCCAGCCAUGCAAUGUUCCUGGAAGGCCGUCCUCCUCCUUGCCCUGGCCUCCAUCGCCAUCCAGUACACGGCCAUUCGCACCUUCACCGCCAAGUCCUUCCACACCUGCCCGGGUCUGGCGGAGGCGGGGCUGGCCGAGAGGCUGUGCGAAGAGAGCCCCACCUUCGCCUAUAACCUCUCCCGCAAGACCCACAUCCUCAUCCUGGCCACCACGCGCAGCGGCUCCUCCUUCGUGGGCCAGCUCUUUAACCAGCACCUGGACGUCUUCUACCUGUUUGAGCCCCUCUACCACGUCCAGAACACGCUCAUCCCCCGCUUCACCCAGGGCAAGAGCCCCGCGGACCGGCGGGUCAUGCUGGGAGCCAGCCGUGACCUCCUGAGGAGCCUCUACGACUGUGACCUCUACUUUCUGGAGAACUAUAUCAAGCCGCCGCCCGUCAACCACACCACCGACAGGAUCUUCCGCCGCGGGGCCAGCAGGGUACUGUGCUCUCGCCCCGUGUGCGACCCUCCGGGCUCCGCGGACCUGGUGCUGGAGGAGGGGGACUGCGUGCGCAAGUGCGGCCUGCUAAACUUGACGGUGGCCGCCGAGGCCUGUCGGGAGCGCAGCCACGUGGCCAUUAAGACGGUGCGGGUGCCCGAGGUUAACGACUUGCGGGCCCUGGUUGAAGACCCCCGGUUAAACCUCAAGGUCAUCCAGCUGGUCCGAGACCCACGUGGCAUUCUGGCUUCCCGCAGCGAGACCUUCCGCGACACGUACCGGCUCUGGCGGCUCUGGUACGGCACCGGGAGGAAGCCCUACAACCUGGACGUGACGCAGCUGACCACGGUGUGCGAGGACUUCUCCAACUCCGUGUCCACCGGCCUCAUGCGGCCCCCGUGGCUCAAGGGCAAGUACAUGCUGGUGCGCUACGAGGACCUGGCCAGGAACCCCAUGAAGAAGACCGAGGAAAUCUACGGCUUCCUGGGCAUCCCCUUGGACAGCCACGUGGCGCGCUGGAUCCAGAACAACACGCGGGGAGACCCCACCCUGGGCAAGCACAAAUACGGCACCGUGCGAAACUCGGCGGCCACGGCCGAGAAGUGGCGCUUCCGCCUCUCCUACGACAUCGUGGCCUUUGCCCAGAACGCGUGUCAGCGGGUGCUGGCGCAGCUGGGCUACAAGAUGGCCAAGUCGGAGGAGGAGCUCAAGAACCCCUCCAUCAGCCUGGUGGAGGGGCGGGACUUCCGCCCUUUCUCGUGACCAGGGCUCUGUGGGUGGGGGCGAGUGGGGGCCACGGUGUCGGCUUUGAUAAAACGGACCGUUUUGAACUGUUGCCUUACUUCCCCCUCCCUCUCCCUCCCCGUCUUUGUGUCCUCCCUGCCCCCCUGUCCAGACCCCGCUUCCUCUGCCUCUCUUUGUCUCUGAAAUUUGCACUAAGUCUUGGACAGGAAUCUCUGGGGCAGAGGGGGCCUGAAGUGGGGUCCAGCCCCAGCCCCACCCCGUUCAGACACAAGGAUGGGUGUCUCUGGUAGAUGGUGACAAUGUUUACAAGCACCGCACUUACACAUUCACACAUGCGCGCACACACACGGGCACCUGAGAGGAGAGACACCCCAAACCACACAACUUCUGAAGCUUCUCCAAUGGACGAGCGGCGAAGGUAUGGUAGUUUUUGCACUGUCUUACUUCUACGAGGUAAGAAGUUAAAAACAAAAAGGCCACCUCUCUCUAAUUUAUGAAUGGCGUUUAUCCCUCCCCAUCCCGCUUCUGCCCCCCAGUGCCCACUUCCCCUCCCUCCCUUGGAGCAGAGAAACUGCCCCCUCCUGCCCGCCCUUGCCUGUCAGGUGAGCAGGUUUUUACUGUGAGGUGAAUGUGGACCUUGUUUAUUUUUUCCAGUCUGUGGCAAUGCUGUUCGUCUGUCUGAGUCUUGUGGCUGCCCCUGGACCAGUGACGGCUGAUAAAUGUUAUGGUUUUCUGAUUGAUCUUGGGGGUCCAUCUGUGAUAUUUCUUUGUGCCAAAAAGAAGAAAAAAAAAGAGUGGUUCGGUUUGCUAAAUGAACAUCGAAAUGCUUUAUCUGUGUUUUCUGUAAAUAAAAGAGUGCAAUAA
This is a messenger RNA of Lipotes vexillifer (Yangtze River dolphin), 2221 nucleotides long. RefSeq names its product carbohydrate sulfotransferase 1 (gene CHST1). NCBI's taxonomy places the organism in Eukaryota, Metazoa, Chordata, Mammalia, Artiodactyla, Lipotidae. Bases 140 to 1375 code for a protein of 411 amino acids. Gene Ontology annotation, cellular component: Golgi membrane. Gene Ontology annotation, molecular function: N-acetylglucosamine 6-O-sulfotransferase activity; keratan sulfotransferase activity. Gene Ontology annotation, biological process: N-acetylglucosamine metabolic process; keratan sulfate proteoglycan metabolic process; carbohydrate metabolic process. The record is from RefSeq and is a predicted model, not a curated record. The transcript has 2 exons.